Molecule: messenger RNA, 1020 nt
Organism: Aspergillus steynii IBT 23096
Lineage: Eukaryota; Fungi; Ascomycota; Eurotiomycetes; Eurotiales; Aspergillaceae
Product: putative short-chain dehydrogenase/reductase
Exons: 1
Coding region: 1-1020 (339 amino acids)
Source: RefSeq, a predicted model, not a curated record
AUGACAGUGUCACCCAGUCCUUAUGCCGCCACGCACGCCGACCCCCAAGGUGCCGGGGAUGCACGACCAACCGCUCUCCAGAUCAUUCAGGCUGAGUCUCUGGAAGGCAAGCUUGUCGGCAAGGUGAUUGUCGUCACCGGUGCCACGUCAGGCAUCGGUUUGGAGACAGCCCGCGCGUUGUCUAUCACCGGAGCGACCUUGUUCUUACCGGCUCGCGAUCUAGAAAAGGCCCGGGAAAAGCUAUCAAACAUACUCGAGCCAGGCCGCAUCUCCCUCAUCCACAUGGACAUCAACUCGUUUGCGAGCAUUCGGGCUGCAGCGGCGGAGAUACUGUCCGUUACCCAGAACCAGGUCAAUAUCCUCAUCAAUAACGCCGGGGUGAUGGGCAUCCCAGAGCGCCAAUUGACGGAAGAUGGCCAUGAAACACACUUCAUGACCAACUACCUGGGCCCCUUCCUCCUCUUCCAGCUGCUGAAACCCGCCCUGCUGGCCAGCGCUUCGCUCGAUUUCUCCUCUCGGGUUGUCAACGUGUCUUCGUCCGCGCACCGAUCCUGCACUCUCAUGGACAGCGACAAUUAUGAUUUUCAAAAAGGCGACUACGACCAUGAGCUGGCCUAUGCCAACUCCAAGUUAGCCAGCGUCUACAUGGCCAACGAGAUUGAUCGUCGUUACGGGUCCAAGGGCAUCCAUGCCACCAGUCUCCACCCUGGGGGCGUCAACACAAACAUCUCCAGAAACAUAGGUCCUGAAUUUGUGGCAGCGAUCAUGAGCAACGAAGCGAUUCUCAAGAUCUUGAAAUCCCCGGAGCAGGGAGCUGCGACGACGGUUCUGGCCGCGGUUGGGAAGGAGUGGGAGAACAAGGGAGGGAAGUAUUUGGAGGAUUGCGAGGAAGCAAAAAGAGGGAAGGGUGAUAAUCAGGUGUUUGGGGUGGGAUAUGUCCGCCAAACCUAUGAUCUUAAGGAGGAGGAGCGCCUGUGGAAGGACUCGCUGAAGCUGGUGGCAGUCGACGACGAUGUUUGA